AUGCUGCACGACUAUAUCAAGGGUUAUUUUAAUAUCAUAUCCACGAACAACAACCUUGAUGGCGAGGACUCAAAGAGGAAACAGUCAAGAUCACUUCAAUCAGUAGUAUUGGUCGUCUGUAGGAUUUGGUGUGGUGUGGUCGAUUUAUUCAAGGUCGUUUUUGGAAGUCUUCUUCUACUGGAAAGCGUACAAAAAGCUUUUUGUACAACUUAUACAAUCAACACAAACAAUCCGCCGACAAUAUCCAAUACAAGCAGUGUAUUAAUAAGUGGAAACAUACAGAACAAAACAUUCAAGGGACCAAACGGAGAAUCGUGGGAUCAUGAAGUUGCGGUAUUUAACAUACCAGAGUCUAACAAAAACAUUUUUGAAAAUGGUAAUACGGUUGUAGUUACGGGUAACAACUCGUUGUCAAUAAGUACCACAGGAGAUUUAACAAUUAGAACUAGCCUUGACGUGAGUGGACAAGAAGUAAAGGAUGAUGACACGAGUGUGUUCUUGCGAGGAGGAUUUGUAAGAAAAAGUAAUUCCUGUUGCGUCUUAGGAGCGGGACCUGGUGCAGCGUACAGCUACCAUGGUGGUGGCCAUGGUGGUAGAGGUGGAGGAUACUACCAAGACUUUAAUACAUCACGGUACUACAGCUGGGACUAUCAUGAUGUUAAUUAUCUACUGGGUGGAAGCACAAGUACGGUUCUCUUCGAAAGCAAGGCCGGUUCUGGUGGAGGAGCCAUCGAAAUAAUUGCGGAGAAUGGAACAUUAAAAAUUGAUGCUUCUAUCAGCGCCAAUGGAUUCAGUUCUAAAAAUACAUCGGAGGAGCAUUGUGCUGGUGGAAGUUCAGGGGGACUCAUUCGGCUCAAAGCAAACACGGUUGUCUUCACAAAUGACAGUCUCCUAUCUGCCAAAGGUGGCAACAGUGGCUUUAGUACUUCCAAACACUACUGUGGUGAUGGCGGGGGAGGUGGCGUUAUUCAGGUCUUUUCUACUUUUGAUAACAAUACCAUAAAACAGUUGCAUGUGCAUGGAGGCAAAGGCAUUGAUAAUGGAGAAGCGGGCGUGGUCUUUCAAGGAGUGUUUUUCAACGACGGUAUACUCAAUAUCAACACCUCAGACUGCAGCAUGAAAUGGCUGUCUAUCCUCGUCCACCAGGGAGUACUCGACCAUCGCACGUACCGUACACCAAACAACCAGAUGAAAGUCACCUAUAUCGUCUGCUCCUUCACCUUUAAAUCAUCCCUUCACAUUGGAAGUGGAGCUCGUGUCUUAAUCUUUGGAACGAACGCGUUGAAGAUUGCCAGCGAGAGAGGGAACAUUGAGCUUAUGACCACGUUUGACUUGAGUGGGACUGGGAAGCCUGGACCGAGAUCGCUGGGUGCCUUUGUCAUGAAGAGUCUGAAUGGAAUGAAUGUUGGUCCUGGUAACGUGACAAGAUGUAACGCAAUCAAUCUCUUCGCGAAUGACUUCGAAACUUUACUCGGUGGAAGCGUUUGCACUGGAAACGUAGCUGCUAAUACUCAAGUCAAUGCUGAGGGAGGAGGCGCCAUUGAACUUGUAGCCAAGGCAGGAACCAUUGUAAUUGGAAGUGGAAUCAAAGUGGAUGGAUACUCUGAUCACAAUGAAGCUGGAGCAACAGGAGGCUUGAUACGAUUGAUAGGGAAGAAGGUGCACCUGAAAGACUCCGCGUCCUUCUCAGCCAGAUCCUCACCAAAAGACAGCAACCUGGCCAGCGGUGGUAUCGUCCAGAUCAAGAGUGAUAUGGAUAUAGAGGGUUUAUGCGAGACGAAGUUUCACGUCACUGGAGUUCGUAAUGGACUUGUUAAUGUUAUGGUCUCAGCUUCGGAAUCUUACCAAGUGCAGUUCAUCCAGGAAGGAAACUUGUUGAUCAAUACGACCCUGUGUAUCUGGGUACAUCGUACGGUCAGUAACUACAGCAUGGCUUACUCUCAGUUUGGAUCCAUCUAUAAUGACACCAGCAACGAUAUCAGCACCUGUUCAUUCAAUUUCACACCACCAAUCAUCUUCAACGGCUCAGCUAAUGUGACCUUGACCGGCGACCACGCCCUAUCGAUCAACAGUAAACAGGGGAUCUAUAUCGGUGUGGAUCUUGUGAUUGACAGCGGAAUGGUUGCAGGGAAGAGCCGAUAUCUGGGAGGUUAUUGUGUCAAGGAGCCGUCACUAGCAACAACAGGGACAGGACCUGGCCGAGGCCGACCUAACACAAAUGCUGGAGGUGGUCACGGAGGUAGAGGAGGUCUGUUCUUCGAAGACAAUAACGGCAAGAUAUACGGCUACACCUAUGGAAUCAAGCCUUUCUUAUUAACAGGGGGAAGCACAGGAACUUCGACUAAGAGUAGUGCUGGAAUUCAGGGGUGCGGUGGAGGCGCCAUAAGAAUUUCGUCCAAGAGGAAUCUUACGAUAAAUGCCGCUAUACGAGCCAAUGGAUACUCAGCUACUUUAUUUAAUUCACAUCCCCAUGGAGGAAGCAGCGGAGGAACGAUCUGUUUAGGAGCACAACAGGUUAUACUUGGAGACAGUGCCUUGUUAGAAGCCAAAGGCAGCGAUGUAGCUGGGCGUGGGAACUCGUCUACCGGGGGAGGUGGAGGCGGUGUGAUCGUGAUCAACAGCACUAACCCUUUCAUUGGAAAGAAACCUGUACCUGCUGAAAGUACCCGAGGAGGACAAGGACUUGUUCCUGGAGAAUCUGGCGUCGUCAUCAUAAAUGACGUGGUAUAUCGUGAACCACGUAAUCCAGUUGUGGAAGUUCCAUCGAACUUCAGCGGAUGUUACCUCAUCAAGGCCGUCAACUUGCUGCCAAAGAAAAAAAUGCUGGCUCAUGAAGCGAGACCAAAAACCUGCUUAUUGGAAUGUAGAGCUAACAAUACCUUGUUUGCCGUCAUUCGCAACGAGUCUUGCUACUGUUUCAACGAAAAUGCAUCGUUUGUGGUCCGGAAUACUUCUCUUUGUAAACAGCCUUGCCCAGCCACCUUCAGUUACUCGUGUGGUGGAGAAGCAAACAAUAUCUACAGUGUUUAUACCACAG
Molecule: messenger RNA, 3037 nt
Organism: Actinia tenebrosa (Australian red waratah sea anemone)
Lineage: Eukaryota; Metazoa; Cnidaria; Anthozoa; Actiniaria; Actiniidae
Biological process (GO): G protein-coupled receptor signaling pathway; cell surface receptor signaling pathway
Cellular component (GO): plasma membrane
Molecular function (GO): G protein-coupled receptor activity
Source: RefSeq, a predicted model, not a curated record